CUAUCCAACUCCACCAGUUCACGGGGACCUGUUUUAGUAGCUUCUUCAUUGCUUUCGUGGAUCUCUCUCUCUUCUCCUUUUCACAUUGGCUCUCAGAUUGUUGUAUAUAUUAGCGAGAGAAGCAAAGGCCGGUCACCUCCCCACCAUUCUCUUGCUCUCUCCAGUUUCCAUAUCUCUCUCUGAAUUCGCGAAUCCAAGUUUACUCUCUCUACCUCAGUUGUAAACUCAUAAUUGUUGUAAGAUAAUCCUAUUCAUUAUCUUUGAUUGAUCUACCGUACGACGUCGAUCUCCGAUUGCUAUAAGUCUCCGAUUAAAAUAUCCCCUUGGGUUCAACGCUUUUAGGUGAGAAAUGACGAACAUUCUGCUACAUGGGACGCUGCACGCUACCAUCUUUGAGGUGGACGAAAUCCACACGGGCGGUGGCAAGAACAUUUUCAGCAAGAUUGCAAAAGGCCUUGAAGAGGCGGUUGGUUUUGGCAAAGGAGUUACUAAACUCUAUGCAACUAUUGAUCUAGGAAAAGCUAGAGUUGGGAGGACAAGAAUAAUAGAAAAGGAGCAUAAGAACCCCAGGUGGUACGAGUCUUUUCAUAUAUACUGUGCUCACUUGGCUUCAGAUGUCGUAUUCACUGUCAAAGAUGAUAAUCCUAUUGGAGCGACCUUAAUUGGAAGAGCAUAUGUGCCUGUUGAAGAAAUAUUGGAUGGAGAAGAAGUGGAUAAAUGGGUUGAAAUCUUGGAUGAGGACAAAAAACCUGUACAUGGAAGUUCUAAGAUCCAUGUGAAGCUACAAUAUUUUGAUGUCACAAAAGACCGUAAUUGGUCUCGAGGUAUCAGAAGUCCUAAAUUUCCUGGGGUGCCAUACACGUUCUUCACGCAGAGACAAGGUUGUAGGGUUUCUUUGUACCAAGAUGCUCACGUACCAGAUAAAUUUGUUCCUAAAAUCCCUCUUGCUGGAGGCACAUUUUAUGAGCCCCAUAGAUGUUGGGAAGAUGUUUUUGAUGCCAUUACUAAUGCAAAGCACUUGAUCUACAUUGCUGGAUGGUCUGUUUAUACUGAAAUCUCCCUGGUAAGGGACUCGAGAAGGCCAAAGCCUGGAGGUGACAUCAUGCUUGGUGAGCUGCUCAAGAAAAAGGCAAAUGAAGGUGUUAGGGUUCUUAUGCUUGUUUGGGAUGACAGGACUUCUGUUGGUUUACUGAAAAAGGAUGGACUGAUGGCCACGCACGAUGAAGAAACAGAACAUUACUUCCAUGAUACUGAGGUGCACUGUGUCUUGUGUCCUCGGAAUCCGGAUGAUGGUGCGAGCAUUAUUCAGGAUUUAGAGAUCUCUACCAUGUUCACUCAUCACCAGAAGAUUGUGGUGGUGGACAGUGAGAUGCCUUCUGGAGGAUCACAGAAGAGGAGAAUUGUGAGCUUUGUUGGGGGUAUUGAUCUUUGUGAUGGGAGAUAUGACACUGCCUUUCAUUCACUUUUUAGGACUUUGGACACAGCACAUCAUGAUGAUUUUCAUCAGCCAAAUUUUGAAGGUACUUCAAUCAAAAAAGGUGGCCCAAGGGAACCAUGGCACGAUAUACACUCCCGACUUGAAGGACCCAUUGCUUGGGAUGUCCUAUUUAAUUUUGAGCAGAGGUGGAGAAAGCAGGGUGGUAAAGAUUUACUUGUUCAGCUCAGAGAUCUUGAUCUUGAUGGUACUCUUAUUACCCCAUCUCCGGUUAUGUUCCCAGACGACCAUGAGACUUGGAAUGUGCAGUUGUUUAGAUCCAUUGAUGGUGGGGCUGCUUUUGGCUUCCCAGAGACUCCUGAAGAAGCGGCCAGAGCUGGGCUUGUUAGUGGGAAGGAUAAUAUCAUUGAUAGAAGUAUUCAGGAUGCUUAUAUUAAUGCCAUUCGACGUGCAAAGAAAUUCAUUUAUAUCGAAAAUCAGUAUUUCCUCGGAAGCUCCUUUGCCUGGAGUGCUGAUGGCAUUAAGCCUGAGGAAAUCGGUGCUCUGCAUCUGAUUCCAAAGGAGCUUUCGCUUAAGAUUGUUAGUAAGAUUGAAGCAGGGGAGAGGUUCACAGUCUAUAUUGUUGUCCCAAUGUGGCCGGAGGGUAUGCCGGAGAGUGGAUCAGUUCAAGCAAUAUUAGAUUGGCAGAAAAGGACAAUGGAGAUGAUGUAUAAAGAUGUCAUUCAGGCUCUCAAAGCCAAGGGUAUUGACGAGGAUCCUCGGAACUAUUUAACAUUUUUCUGCCUUGGAAAUCGGGAGGUAAAGAAGCAUGGAGAAUAUGAGCCUUCAGAAAAACCAGAACCUGAUACAGAUUAUAUCAGAGCCCAGGAGGCCAGGCGCUUCAUGAUCUAUGUACAUGCCAAGAUGCUGAUUGUUGACGAUGAAUAUAUAAUAGUUGGAUCUGCCAACAUAAACCAGAGAUCGAUGGACGGUUCUAGGGACUCUGAGAUAGCAAUGGGAGCGUACCAACCAUAUCAUCUGGCAAAUAGGCAGCCAGCACGCGGCCAGAUCCAUGGUUUCCGCAUGGCACUGUGGUAUGAGCACCUUGGCAUGCUUGACGAUGCUUUCCUAAAUCCAGAAAACGAGGAGUGCAUCAAGAAAGUGAACCAGAUUGCUGAAAAAUAUUGGGAUCAAUAUUCAAGUGAGACACUUGAACAUGAUCUACCCGGUCACCUGCUGCGUUACCCCAUCGGGAUUGCUUCCGAAGGAGAAGUCACAGAGCUACCUGGAUUUGAGUUCUUCCCUGACACUAAGGCUCGUGUUCUGGGUGCCAAGUCUGACUACAUGCCUCCAAUCCUUACCACUUAGUGGUAUUAAUCACUGUUUGUACUCAGUCGUACGUAUUGCUUAUCACUGUAAAGAUGUGGUAAUGCUGUGUGAGUUUGAUGCUGA
This is a messenger RNA of Juglans microcarpa x Juglans regia, 2866 nucleotides long. Its product is annotated as phospholipase D alpha 1. Gene Ontology annotation, molecular function: calcium ion binding; D-type glycerophospholipase activity. The record is from RefSeq and is a predicted model, not a curated record. Gene Ontology annotation, biological process: phosphatidylcholine metabolic process; phospholipid catabolic process. Gene Ontology annotation, cellular component: plasma membrane. NCBI's taxonomy places the organism in Eukaryota, Viridiplantae, Streptophyta, Magnoliopsida, Fagales, Juglandaceae. The transcript is spliced from 4 exons. The coding region runs from base 350 to 2782 and encodes 810 amino acids.